Cantharellus anzutake is the source of this 1407-nucleotide messenger RNA. Its product is annotated as UDP-N-acetylglucosamine-dolichyl. The transcript has 6 exons. The record is from RefSeq and is a predicted model, not a curated record. Bases 1 to 1407 code for a protein of 468 amino acids. Gene Ontology annotation, molecular function: UDP-N-acetylglucosamine-dolichyl-phosphate N-acetylglucosaminephosphotransferase activity. Gene Ontology annotation, cellular component: membrane. Lineage: Eukaryota; Fungi; Basidiomycota; Agaricomycetes; Cantharellales; Hydnaceae. Gene Ontology annotation, biological process: dolichol-linked oligosaccharide biosynthetic process; protein N-linked glycosylation.
AUGUUGCGUAGGUGGAGCAUCGAGGGGGCGCUCGUCCCUCUUUCCUUGUCGUGUAUUGCAUACCCCUUUUGGAGAAACAACCUCGUCCUCCCAACACUCUAUGCAUCGCUGGGCUAUGGCUUACUGGCAUUAAUUUGCUCGCUGAAGCUAAUUCCUAUUUUGAGUCCUAUAUUCAAAGCAAGGGGUUUGAGGGGAAGGGACAGGUUAAAACUCAAUCAGCAUGAGUUACCAGAGUCGAUGGGUGUAAUAUGUGCUUCGAUUUACGUGGCUUUAAUGAUACUCUUUAUUCCCUUCGUCUUCACAGACGUCCUCUUCAGCCGGCAAGCACCAGCUCAAAGCACCCUUUCUGCGGUUGGACAGGCUGAAUUUCCUCAACAACAGCUGUCUGUGUUCCUUGCAGCUUUGCUUUCCUUGCUGUCGGCAACACUUCUGGGUUUUUUGGAUGAUGUUUUUGACAUCCGCUGGAGAUAUAAACUUCCUAUUCCUCUCAUCGCAUCCAUACCACUCCUCCUUGUCUACUACGCAGAGAGGGGGAACACUCACAUAGUUGUCCCAAAACAGUUGAGGGUGUUAUUCGGGAGAACAAUCUUGAAUUUGGGACCCUUGUACUACGUUUACAUGGCCCUUCUCUCAACCUUCUGCACCAACUCUAUCAACAUAUUGGCAGGAAUCAAUGGAAUUGAGGCAUCUCAGUCCCUAGUGAUUGCCUGCUCCGUCGCCCUCAAUGAUCUUCUGUACCUUCCUUUACCCUUCACUUUCAAACUACAAGGAUUUUCCUUUGGCGGUAUUUAUGGCGCUGGGAUGGCAUGGGGAAGCCGUGACCUCGUAGAGCGUCAUCUGUUGAGCUUAUAUUUCAUGUUGCCUUUAAUCGGCGUGUGUGCAGGGUUUCUCCGAUUUAAUUGGUAUCCUGCGACAGCAUUUCCCGGUGACACGCUCUGCUACUUCUGUGGUAUGGCGUUCGCGGUGGUAGGCAUCUUAGGCCAUUUCAGCAAAACACUGCUGCUCUUCUUCCUGCCCCAAAUAUUCAAUUUUCUGCUGAGUUGCCCCCAACUUUUCGGAUUGGUGCCUUGUCCCCGCCAUCGCAUGCCCAGGUAUGAUCUCCGGGACCCUCCCUUCUUAUUUCCCUCGCUAACUGUCUUCAAAGGCUCCCCAUCAGCAUUGGCGACAAGGAUCCUGGAGACACUCUCUGUGCUUGGGUUCGCCAGGGUGACAAGAGAUGUAUCGACACGCAAUAUCACAUCUACCACCAACUUGACAUUAUUAAACAUCAUUUUAAUUCGGACAGGCCCUAUCACAGAGGCUGAAUUGACGAAGAUGUGUGUUCUACUCCAGAUCACUGGAAGUUUGAUUGCCUACAUUGUACGCUACGGCCUAGCAGGACUCCUUUAUGAUGGAGAUAGGCAUUGA